This is a messenger RNA of Hydra vulgaris (swiftwater hydra), 381 nucleotides long. The record is from RefSeq and is a predicted model, not a curated record. Lineage: Eukaryota; Metazoa; Cnidaria; Hydrozoa; Anthoathecata; Hydridae.
AUGCCUCAUUUUACUUCAAUACAUGCUGAGUUAGAUUUAUGGGAAUUAUUUUGGAAAAACCAGUCAAGUAUUCCUACAACUGUUGCUGGUACUUUAAAGUCCAUUGACAUGAGAGGUUUUCCAAAUAUAAGGACAGCAUUUAUAAUUUUAGAAACAAUUCCAAUAACAACUUGUGAAUGUGAAAGAAGUAUUUCAGUUAUACGUAGGCUAAAAAUAUACUCCAGAAGUAAUAUGAUUGAGUCUUGCAUUAACUCUUUAGCAUUAAUGUCCAUACAUCAAGAAAUUUUUCCAGAUGUUGAAAGAGUUAUUGACAUUUUUUCAAAGUCAUGUGAAAGACGUUUAGAGUUAGCUUUUAGUAGCUUUUAUUUAGUAGUGUACUAA